AACCACCAGCACUUGCACUCGGGAGAGAGACCGUUCAGCUGCGGCCAGUGCGGGAAAAGCUUCAUCUCAGCGAAGCACCUGAAGAUCCACCAGAAAAUUCACCAGAAGCUUUUCUUGUGCUCUUUCUGUGGAAAGAUGUUCUCGCAGCUGGGCUACCUGAAAGAGCACCAGAAAAUACACAGCGGCGAGAAAGCUCACAUGUGCUCGGUGUGCGGGAACAGCUUCUCUAGAGCCAAAUAUCUGAAAGAGCAUCAGAAGGUCCAUACGGGAGAGAAACCCUACAAGUGCUCACAUUGUGACAAGAGCUUCAGUCAGUCAGGGAACCUGAAAAUACAUGAGAGAGUUCACACCGGAGGGAAGCCGCACCGCUGCCCGCCAUGUGGAAGGAGUUUCGUCACAUCCAGCGCUCUGCCAAAACACAACAUAAUUCACACUGGAGAAAAGCCGUAUACCUGCCGACAAUGUGGACAGAGUUUCAGUCAAAAGGGAAGCCUUAAAGUCCACAUUAGAAUUCACACUGGAGAAAAGCUUUACAUCUGUCAAGAGUGUGGAAAGAGUUUCAAUAGAAAAGGAAGACUUGAAAAUCACAUGAGAAUUCACACUGGAGAAAAACCCUUCACCUGCCAACAAUGUGGACAGAGUUUCAGUCAAAAGGGAAGCCUUACAGUCCACAUGAGAAUUCACACUGGUGAGAAGCCUUACACCUGCCAACAGUGUGGAAAGAGUUUCACACGUGAAGACAGCCUUAAAGUCCACAUGAGAAUUCACACUGGAGAGAAGCCUUACACCUGCCAACAGUGUGGACAGAGUUUCACACGUGAAGAAACCCUUAAAGUCCACAUGAGAAUUCAUACUGGAGAUAAACCUUUCACCUGCCAACAAUGUGGACAGAGUUUCAAACAUAAAGGAAGCCUUAAAGUCCACAUGAGAAUUCACACUGGAGAGAAGCCUUACACCUGCCAACAGUGUGGAAAGAGUUUCUCACGUGAAGAAAGCCUUAAAGACCACGUGAGAAUUCACACUGGAGAAAAGCCGUAUACCUGCCGACAAUGUGGACAGAGUUUCAGUCAAAAGGGAAGCCUUACAGUCCAUGUGAGAAUUCACACUGGAGAAAAGCCUUACACCUGCCAACAGUGUGGAAGGAGUUUCAGUCAAAAGGGAAGCUAUACAGGCCACAUGAAAAUUCACACUGGAGAAAAGCUUUACAUCUGUCAAGAGUGUGGAAAGAGUUUCAAUAGUAAAGGAACACUUGAAAUCCACAUGGGAAUUCACACCGGAGAGAAGCCUUUCACCUGCCAACAAUGUGGACAGAGUUUCAGUCAUAAAAGAAACCUUAAUGUCCACACGAGAAUUCACACUGGAGAGAAGCCUUACACUUGCCAACAGUGUGAAAAGAGUUUCAGACAUAAAGAAACCCUUAAAGGCCACAUGAGAGUUCAUACUGGAGAGAAACCCUUCACCUGCCAACAAUGUGGACAGAGUUUCAGUCAUAAAAGAAACCUUAAAGGCCACACGAGAGUUCACACUGGAGAGAAACCUUUCACCUGCCAACAAUGUGGAAAGAGUUUCACACAUAAAGGAAACCUUAAUGUCCACAUGAGAUUUCACACUUGAGAGAAGCCUUACACCUGCCAACAGUGUGGAAAGAGUUUAAUUCGAAAAGAAAGUCUUAAAGUCCACAUGAGAACUCACACUGGAGAAAAGCCUUAAGGCAGGAACACACCUGGUUUGCAAAGGCAUUUCAUCUUACACAGGCGCAGAAGGGACGUGCUACUUGUCCGUCGGCUGUCGAGCGUCGGUUUGGACUGAGGAUCAGAUGGACCGAGGAGCUCCGAUGCCGAGGAACUCCAAUGCCGAUUCAGGGCAACUCUGGACACAUAUGCCGACGUGAGCCAAACCUGCAGUCUGCUUUCGGCGCCACUAGUUUGUCGGUGUUGGCUUGGUGUGUUCCUGCCUUUACACCUGCAUUCUGUGCGAGAAUGGCUUCACAAUGGAACGAAGCCUUAGGGAACACAUGAAUAUUCACACUGAAGAGAAAUCAUUUACAUGUGAUCAGUGUGGAGUUUCAUAUUUAAAGGGGACCUUAAGGUCCACAUAAGGAUUCACUCGAAAGAGAACUGAAAACAAUUCUUGAAUAAAAGUACACAUACUUUACAACGAAAAUUACUCCAAGUUAAAAGUGACCAAUUUUAAGACAACCUGAGUUAAAGUCUUGGAGUAUCUGAUUUUAACUGUACUUAAGUAUUUUACUCAUACUGAAUUUAGGCUUGAAUAUGCACUAGUCUUCAACAAUAGUCCAGAAAUGCCAGUGAAAAUAAGAAAAAGUUGGCAAAGUGCAUGACAUUCUAGGGUAGUCCCUCCAUGUAAGCAUUAGUAUGUUUAAUGUACCUGGAACACUUUAAUAAGGUUGUGUAUAAAUUAACACUAUCCUGCAGACUAUAGUUAACAUGAACUAACAAUACUUUA
This is a messenger RNA of Megalobrama amblycephala (Wuchang bream), 2466 nucleotides long. RefSeq names its product gastrula zinc finger protein XlCGF57.1-like. The coding region runs from base 136 to 1614 and encodes 492 amino acids. Gene Ontology annotation, biological process: regulation of transcription by RNA polymerase II. NCBI's taxonomy places the organism in Eukaryota, Metazoa, Chordata, Actinopteri, Cypriniformes, Xenocyprididae. Gene Ontology annotation, molecular function: RNA polymerase II cis-regulatory region sequence-specific DNA binding; DNA-binding transcription factor activity. The transcript is spliced from 3 exons. The record is from RefSeq and is a predicted model, not a curated record.